GAAUGGAAUUACAAACUAGGUGAAUAAGUGAACUGCUGUGGAUAUAGUUUAUCUUGGUUUCAGUAAGACCUUUGAUUUGGAUUUGUGGCUAGUUGACUGCCUGAACUCAAAGAGUACUCAUUAAUGGUCCCUCAUCCUGGAAAAAAGUGACAAGCAAGAUGCUGUAGGGUUCUGUCCUGGGCCCGUUGUUGUUCACCAUCUUUAUAAAUAACUUGGAUGAAGGAACUGAGAGAAUGCUCUUCAAAUUUGCAGAUGACAACAAACUAGGAUGGGUAGCUAAUGCCACAGAAGACAGAAUCAGAAUUCAUAAUGACUUUAACAGAUUGCAGAACUGGGUGAAUUGAACUUCACUGGGUGAAAAUGAAUUUCAAUAGGUAUAAAUGUAAGGCUCUGCAUUUAGGUAGGAAGAACCAGAUGAAUAAAAAUAGGAUGGGGAACACCUGGCUUACUGGCAGUAAAUGUGAAAAAUAUCUAGGGGUCUUGGUGGACCACAAGGUUAAUGUGAGUCAACAGCGUCAUGCAGCAGCAAAAAAGGAUAAUACAGGCUGCAUCAACAGAAUUAUUGUGUCCAAAUCAAGGGAAGUAAUUGUACCACUCUAUUCUGCCUUGGUCAGACCACACCUGGAAUACUGUGUUCAAUUCCGGGCACCACAGUUUAAGGAUGUUGACAAGCUGGAAUGUAUGCAGAGGAGGGUGACCAAGAUGAUCAAUGGUCUGGAAACUGAGCUUUACUAGGAGUGCUUGAAGGAGCUGGGUACGUUUAGCCUGGAAAAGAGGAGACCAAGAAGAGAUAUGAUAAAGGUAAAGGGACCCCUGACCAUUAGGUCCAGUUGUGACUGACUCUGAGGUUGCAGCGCUAAUCUUGCUUUAUUGGCCGAGAGAGCCGGCGUACAACUUCUGGGUCAUAUGGCCAGCAUGACUAAGCCGGUUCUGGUAAACCAGAGCAGCGCACGGAGGGUAGGACUCAAACCAAUGGCUUCAAGUUACAAGAAAGAAUAUCCCAGCUAAACAUUCAGAAAAAAACUUUCUGACAGUAAGAGCUGUUCUGCAGUGGAAUGGUCUCCCUUGGGAGGUGGUGGACUCUCCUUCCUUGGAGGUUUUUAAGCAGAGGUUGGAUGGCCACCUGUCAUGGAUGCUUUAGUUGAGAGUCCUGUAUUGCAGGGGUUGGACUAGAUGACCCUUUGGGUCCCUUCUAUGAUUCUAUGACUGGAUGUGGUGGUGGCUGUGAGGAUUGAAUUAUUCUCACUCCAUGGUCCUGAUGAACACACACACUCCACCACCAACGCUGUCAUUAGGCUGAGGAUGGACAAUUCUAUUGGACAGGGGUAUGAGAGGUGCAAACAGACCUCUUAUUCUCCACAAUGCUCCAACGUGCAGUCUGUACAUGCAAAGGAUGGGGAAAUGGCACCACAGGAUCUUUGAACAAAUUCUAAACAUUAUACCAGCAAACUUGCGUUUUCAACAUGUCUGCCAGUCAAUGUGAAUGCAGAGGCUGUGUUUACCGGAGAGAGUAUCAGCAGGAGAUGAGGGGGGUUCUUGAAUCUUCCCACAUUUGUCCAUUUGCUCAUACAAGGGCAUUCAGCCUGACAGAUUUCUAUCACUCUGAGAUCCAUUUCUGUGUACAUCUAAGGGGAAAACAAUUUCAAAACAUUCAAGGGAGCGUUUGUAGGGGAGAACUGGUGGGUGUGGAAAGUGUUAACCACUAGGUGUUGCAUCCAAAGGUAGUCAUACUCAAGAGUAUACCCACGGAAGUUAUUGGACAGGCUUAGCUUAGGUCUAUUAAGUCCAACUCUUCUGCCACAAGCAGAACUUAACAUUGUGUACACACCAUACAUUCAAAGCAACCCCCAAAAAGAAUAUUGAGAACUGUAAUUUACUCUCACAGGAUUCUUUGGGAAGAAUCUUUAAGGAACUACACUUCCCAGGAUCCUUUGCAGGGCAGCUUUAAAUUUAAAUUUAUUGAGUUCUUGCAGCCAACCCAAACUGGAUGAGAAACUUCAUUCCCAAACGCAACAAAUUGUUGGUAACUCUGAUUGGCUCUGCCCCGAGAUCUUCUGCAAAUUUUCUGUCUCCAAGGGAUGCUGAUAGGAUACCAGGUCAUGAGGGGGAGUUCGGGGGAGGGUCCGGCAGAGGUUUUAGUAGCAGCUUUUGCCUCUGCCGACAGAAGCGCCUUCACAGAGGAGUGAGAGAAGUCGGGAGAAAGUUUGAGGCGCGAGGCAGGUGUUGUAGCUGCAGCUGCAGCGCCCGCGCCCCUCUCGGCACAGUCCCAUCUCCUAGCCGCGACUGGUCUUCACUGCUAUCCGGGUGCCUCUGAAAUAAGAGAAGCAGGCAAGUCACCCCUCCUGUUUACUCUCGUUUUCCCGCUGCCGCUUGACAAGUCCCCCCAUUUGCUUGUGGGUCCGACGCAGCCAUGUCCCCCCCGUUCUUCGCUGCCGCCACCGUCAAACGCCUGCUGGCCUGGAAGAUGUUUACUUUCAACGAGGAGGAAGCCAAGGUGUACGAGAAUGCUGUCAAGACCUUGGUGAGGAAGACCCACGCCAGUAAGCAGCUGGGGGAGCUGGAGAAGGCUAUCAGCACUCAGAAUCCUGGCACCAAGUGCAUCACCAUCACCAGACCUCUGUUUGAACAGAUGUAUGCGUCCUGCGGAAAUAACUUCCCACACACUCUCUACUGCCGGCUGUGGCGAUGGCCAGAAGUGCAAAGCCACCAUGAUUUGCGUAGCAUGGAGACGUGCGCAAACGCCUAUAAAAAACUAAAGUCUAAAGUCUGUGUGAAUCCGUAUCACUUUGAGAAAGUGGAAAAGCCAGAGUGCACCAGUGAGCCAGUAUUCACAUUGCUCCAGAGCUCCAGUGCUCCAGUGCACCCGCCAACACAGCCAGAAGAUCCAGCUUCAUAUCCUCCAUUGGAGGAUCACAGCUACCAUGCUCCAGGAAACUCUAACCUCCAGGCAAGCUUUGUCCCUGGAAGCAGCACCUCUGUCCCUGAAAGCAGCACCUCUGGCCCUGGAAGCAGCACCUCUGUACCUGGAAGCAGCACCUCUGGCCCUGAAAGCAGCACCUCUGGCCCUGAAAGCAGCACCUCUGGCCCUGAAAGCAUCACAUCUGGCCCUGAAAGCAUCACCUCUGGCCCUGAAAGCAUCACCUCUGGCCCUGAAAGCAUCACCUCUGGCCCUGAAAGCAUCACCUCUGGCCCUGAAAGCAUCACCUCUGACCCUGAAAGCAUCACCUCUGACCCUGAAAGCAGCAACUUUUUCCCUGAUAUCAGCCUCAUUUUCCCUGAUUUCAGCUCCCCUGUCCCUGAAAGCAGCACCUCUGGCCCUGAAAGCAUCACCUCUGGCCCUGGAAGCAGCACCUCUGGCCCUGAAAGCAGUGACUUUUUCCCUGAUAUCAGCCUCAUUUUCCCUGAUUUCAGCUCCCCUGUCCCUGAAAGCAGCACCUCUGGCCCUGAAAGCAUCACCUCUGGCUCUGGAAGCAGCACCUCUGGCCCUGAAAGCAGUGACUUUUUCCCUGAUAUCAGCCUCAUUUUCCCUGAUUUCAGCUCCCCUGUCCCUGAAAGCAGCACCUCUGGCCCUGAAAGCAGCACCUCUGGCUCUGGAAGCAGCACCUCUGGCCCUGGAAGCAGCACCUCUGGCCCUGAAAGCAGUGACUUUUUCCCUGAUAUCAGCCUCAUUUUCCCUGAUUUCAGCUCCCCUGUCCCUGAAAGCAGCACCUCUGGCCCUGAAAGCAACACCUUUGUCCCUGAAAGCAGCACCUUUGUCCCUGGAAGAAGCACCCAUGUCCCUGGAAGCAGCACCCAUGUCCCUGGAAGCAGCACCCAUGUCCCUGGAAGCAGCACCCAUGUCCCUGGAAGCAGUACCUUUUUCCCUGAAAGCAGCACCUCUGUCCCUGGAAGAAUCAUCCAUGUCCCUGGAAGCAGCACCCAUGUCCCUGGAAGCAGCACCUUUUUCCCUGAAAGCAGCACCUUUUUCCCUGGAAGCAGCACCCAUGUCCCUGGAAGCAGCACCCAUGUCCCUGGAAGCAGCACCUUUUACCCUGAAAGAAGCACCUUUGUCCCUGUCCCUGGAAGCAGCACCUUUGUCCAUGUCCCUGGAAGCAGCACCUUUGUCCCUGUUCCUGGAAGCAGCACCUUUGUCCCUGUUCCUGGAAGCAGCACCUUUGUCCCUGUCCCUGGAAGCAGCACCUAUGUCCCUGUCCCUGGAAGCAGCACCUUUGUCUCUGUCCCUGGAAGCAGCACCUUUGUCCCUGUCCCUGGAAGCAGCACCUCUGUCCCUGGAAGAAGCAUCACCUUUGUCCCUGUCCCUGGAAGCAGCACCUCUGUCCCUGGAAGAAGCAGCACCUUUGUCCCUGUCCCUGGAAGCAGCACCUUUGUCCCUGUCCCUGGAAGCAGCACCUCUGUCCCUGGAAGAAGCAGCACCUUUGUCCCUGUCCCUGGAAGCAGCACCUCUGUCCCUGGAAGAAGCAGCACCUUUAUCCCUGUCCCUGGAAGCAGCACCUCUGUCCCUGGAAGAAGCAUCACCUUUGUCCCUGUCCCUGGAAGCAGCACCUCUGUCCCUGGAAGAAGCAGCACCUUUGUCCCUGUCCCUGGAAGCAGCACCUCUGUCCCUGGAAGAAGCAGCACCUUUGUCCCUGUCCCUGGAAGCAGCACCUCUGUCCCUGGAAGAAGCAGCACCGUUGUCCUGCUGGGCAGCACCUCUGUCCCUGGAAGAAGCAGCACCUUUGUCCCUGUCCCUGGAAGCAGCACCUCUGUCCCUGGAAGAAGCAGCACCUUUGUCCCUGUCCCUGGAAGCAGCACCUCUGUCCCUGGAAGAAGCAGCACCUUUGUCCCUGUCCCUGGAAGCAGCACCUUUGUCCCUGCUGGAAGCAGCACCUCUGUCCCUGGAAGAAGCAGCACCUUUUACCCUGAAAGCAGCACCUUUGUCCCUUUCCCUGGAAGCAGCACCUUUGUCCCUGUCCCUGGAAGCAGCACCUCUGACCCUGGAAGCAGCACCUCUGUCUCUGGAAGAAGCAGCACCUCUGACUCUGGAAGAAGCAGCACCUCUGACUCUGGAAGCAGCAGCACCUCUGAAUCUGGAAGCAGCAGCACCUCUGUCCCUGGAAGCAGCACCUCUGUCUCUGGAAGAAGCAGCACCUCUGACUCUGGAAGAAGCAGCACCUCUGACUCUGGAAGAAGCAGCACCUCUGUCCCUGGAAGUAGCACCUCUGACCCUGGAAGCAGCACCUCUGACCCUGGAAGCAGCACCUCUGACCCUGGAAGCAGCACCUCUGUCGCUAAAAAGAGAACCUCUGUCCCUAAAAAGUGCACCUCUAAAAGCAGCACCUCUGUCCGUAAAAGCAGCACCUUUGUAGAAACACCAUCCACUGUGCUUCAUUGUCGUCCUGAGAGUACAGCAGCCAGCACUAGUAGUAGUAGCCAGCAGGAAACACCUGAAGCUCCGGUGAUCCCUGGACCCAGUAAUGUGAACAUCAAGCCCGUCCCGUACUCUGAACCAGCCUUUUGGUGUUCCAUCACCUACUACGAGCUCGGCCAACGGGUUGGGGAGAGCUUCCAUGCUUACCAGCACUCCGUGAUUGUAGAUGGCUACACCGACCCUAUCAAUGCUGAACGUUUCUGCUUAGGCCAGCAGACCAAUAUCCACCGCAAUUCUGAGGUGGAGCAAGCCAGAAUGUACAUCAGGGAAGGAGUGAGACUCUGCUAUGAAGAUGGGGACGUGUCUCUGGAGUGCCUUAGCAAGACUCCCGUUUUUGUCCAGUCUCUCAUGUGUAACCAGCGCUAUGGAGUGCUUCCGUCCACUGUUAUCAAGAUUCCAAAAGAAUGCAACUUGAAAAUUUUCCGUAAGGACGUAUUUGGUGAAAGUUUGUCCAAGGCUGCAACCCGGGGCUUUGAAGCGGUCUACCAGCUGAUGAAGAUGUGCAUCAUCCGAAUGAGCUUCGUCAAGCCCUGGGGACUUGAACACAAGCGGCAGACGCUCGCGAGUGUUCCCUGCUGGAUUGAGAUCCAUCUGAAUGGCCCCUUGCAGUGGUUGGACAAGGUCUUGAACCAGCUUGGUUCUCCAACCACCUGA
This is a messenger RNA of Podarcis lilfordi (Lilford's wall lizard), 6061 nucleotides long. Lineage: Eukaryota; Metazoa; Chordata; Lepidosauria; Squamata; Lacertidae. The record is from the annotation of a GenBank genome assembly.